AUGCUUGAUGGUCCUAUGCUUAGCUUCAAACAAUUCGUGCUCAGAAAUCCUGAUGGUACAAGCCAAGAUGUAUUAAAUGAUGGAUAUAAAAAAUAUUUAAAAGAAUACAGAAUUCAUCAUGCAUCUCGUUUCUUUGAAGAAAAUCAUCAUCUAGGGUUUAUGCAUGAGGCAUAUAAUCCAAAUUUAUUAAGAGAACAAUUUGUUAGAUGCAGAGAUCGAGCACAACAUCAAGCUAAGGUCUUCCUCCAGCGAUGGGAAGACGGAGGUUUCCGUGACCUCAAGUUGGAGGUGCCCGUUGGCCUCCUUACAGGGGCAGGUGACAUGUCUCCUUUACUAUUAGAGGAAUGGCCUCGUCAGGCAAGAGUAUCAACAACAGGGGAGCAACAAGAAGAUUUACCUUUUGGUGUAUUUGCUGUUGCUAAGGAUGUGCUGCUGCUGCCUGAUUCUUGUUGUCUAGAGAUCCAUAGGGUUGAUCCAAGAAUCAAUAAAUUUGAUGUACUUAAAGCUCUAGAAAAGCGUGGAGCCUUAUACGCUGCGAUGGUUUCUAAUUCUGGCCCAACUUCUAGUCGUACUGCUCACGUCUUUUUUGCUUCGCAAGAAGCAGCAGAUGAGGCUCUUGCUCAAGGAGCAGAAUUCACGAUAGUUCGUUUAUGUGAGGAAAAAGGAGGUAAUGGAGGGGAGCAAUUAAUAGAAUUUUCUUUACGUCUCCAACCCCCUCGUUCUUCUUCUUCUUCUGUCUCUGUUUCCUUAACUCCUCCUGUUGCUCUCUCCUCUAUUCGUCUGCAAAAAGAUAGUCAAACUGCUUGGCAACUCAUCAGAACACUAGAUGGUCAGUUGGAUGUAUGCGCAGCAGAUGCGCCUCAUCCUUUAGAGGAGAUUCUUGAUGGGAUUGACGACCCUUGGUUGCGUCUGGAUUUGAUGUUGACGUACUUACGGCAUGUCCACUGCGUCUGCUACUACAGCGGCAAGGUGUACGACGACCCUCAACAGCUGCAUCUAAAUGCAUCAGCAGCACAUUUACGUCCUGCCUGUCCUCCCCAUCUGCAGCAUUUCCUGCAGGAGCAGGAGCAGCAACAGCAGCAGCAGGAGGAGGAUAUAGUAGAGGACGGCAGCAGCAGCAGCAGCAACGGUAACAAUACGAGCAGCAGCAGCAACAACAACACCAACAGCAGCAGCAGCAGCAGCGGUAUAUCGCAGCAGCAGCAGCAGUGGGUGCAGCAGCUAGACCAGAGGCUGCAGGCGCUGCUGCAGAUGGCAGCAAACAUGCAACAAAAUCUUCCUCCUCCUCUUGAUGAACAAGAGAGUCCUGUUAUACAAAGUAAAUGGACUGCUUUCUGUCAAGAGCAUACAUCUAAAGAUGCAGAAGGUCGCUAUCGUUGCACUUUAUGCCAGAAAUUGUUUAAGGCUCCUUCUUUUGUUCAUUUACAUCAUCGCAAGAAACACGAACUCGAGCUUAUACGCAUUAUUAACAAAUAUGUACCUCAUAUAAUGAAGACAGCAUACAUGAAUGAUCCAAAUAAACACAUAACUCUUCCUCAAGAAAGACAUCGGCAAAGAGAAAGAGAAAGAGAAAGAGAAAGAGAAAGAGAAAGAAUUCAUCAUCAUAGAUCGCAUACAGGAGGAGUUCCUCCUCCUCCAUUUGUGCUGCCCCCCCCUCCUAUGGCCCCACACUUUAGACGGCAGCGCGAUUGGGACUCUCCUUAUGCCACUGGCGCUGCACCAAUGACUGUUCCUCGACCUACAACUAGCUACGACGAUCUAUGA
Eimeria maxima is the source of this 1764-nucleotide messenger RNA. RefSeq lists its product as hypothetical. The transcript is spliced from 14 exons. Gene Ontology annotation, cellular component: nuclear body. The coding region runs from base 1 to 1764 and encodes 587 amino acids. Lineage: Eukaryota; Apicomplexa; Conoidasida; Eucoccidiorida; Eimeriidae. Gene Ontology annotation, biological process: mRNA processing; primary miRNA processing. The record is from RefSeq and is a predicted model, not a curated record.